This is a messenger RNA of Acanthosepion pharaonis, 702 nucleotides long. Lineage: Eukaryota; Metazoa; Mollusca; Cephalopoda; Sepiida; Sepiidae. The record is from the annotation of a GenBank genome assembly.
AUGGACGCGCUCGUUAGCUGCCUUCAAAGAGCAGCGCUGAUUAAAUUAAGAUACAUUAAACAUCACACACACAAGGGCAGCGACGAUCUCCAGCAACUUUUCUUUCGUCUCCUUUUCUUUUUUCCUCUUCUCACUCGUUCUUUCUAUUCGGCUUUCAUCCCCCACACUUUGUUAUUGUUGUUUUAUACAUAUCUUAUAUUGUUUCUCUUCGUUACUUUCCUUUCCUUCCUUCCUUCCUUCCUUUACUCUCUUCUUUAUGCCAACUUAACCCUCUCUCUCUCUCUAUGUCUUUUACGCAAUCUCCGACUUUUUCUCUCACAUACUCUCUUCUCUAAUUUUCUUUCUCAUACUCGACAUUCUCUCUCCAAUCCCCCCACCACUCACUUCUUUCUAUACUCUAUAUAUUCUCCUUAUUUCCCCUCUUGUCCCAUUACUAACCUUUUCUGCCCCUCUUUCUCCCUCUCUAGUCUCCUUUUCUCACUUCUCUCUAUUUUCUUUACUUUCUGUCUCUCUUUAUUCUCUUUCCUUUCUCCCUCUCUUCUCUGUCUCUCUUUUCUGUAUUCUCUUUCUCCCUCCCUUUUCUGUAUUCUCUUUCUCCCUCCAUUCUCACUAUUCUAUUUGCUUUGUACCUCUUGUCUCUCUAUUCUCUUUCUCUUUCUCCUUCCCUCUAUUAUAUUUACUUUGUCUCUCUCUUCUCUCUAA